AUGCUUAGCUACUCUAGAGUUUUCAUUAGAGAUUUGCAAAGCUAUGGAUAUGUGGAUUUUAUUACUGGUUCUAUGAUUUCAGCUAGGAGGAUUGUUAUUGGAUUCUAUGGUGAUGAUCCCCAGACUGUGGAGAAUUUCCGUGCACUAUGCCCAGGUAAGAAGGGAUUUGGCCUCGAAUGGCACUGCGGUUCGUUUGGCAGCGGUGUGAUUACCCUAACCGCAUUGUCAUGA
This is a messenger RNA of Arabis nemorensis, 231 nucleotides long. NCBI's taxonomy places the organism in Eukaryota, Viridiplantae, Streptophyta, Magnoliopsida, Brassicales, Brassicaceae. The record is from the annotation of a GenBank genome assembly.